AUGGUCCGCGCGGAGCCUCAGACGCCGCGGCGCCAGGCGGCCCCCGGCCCCGUCCGUCACACUCAGCGGCCCAGGGUCGGACGCCCGUCUCCCACACCGCCACCGGCCGAGUCGGCGGCGGCGCCGGUGGCAGCUCCGGGCAUCUGCCCUCUGGCCGGGCCGGGCCAGGCCGACGCAACGCUAAGCGACGAAGGUACCCCAGCGCAGACGGGGCCCAGUGUAGGGGUAGGAGGGGGAGGGAGAGUCUGGAUGGAGAGGGGGCGGGAGGAGCUGGAAGUCCCGCCCCGGCCCUGGCCCCGCCCCUUCCUCGGGCCGCACUGGCGUCACCACGCCGCGCCGCGUGUGUCUUGCCGGCGAGGGCUGCUGCGCGCGUGCGUACUGGAGAUAAUCUUCACUCUGCUGUCUGAAACUCCGCCUUGGGCUUCAGCUCAACACGCAUGCGCCUUGCGCUGCUCUGGCUCCUCUGCGCCUCCCAGUUGCUCUGUGGGCUGUAUAGUCAGGGCUAGCAGGCAGGACAAGUGCCUGAGACUCGGCGACCAGUGGGCCCAGCCGGCAAGACGCAGCUACUCGGAGAUUACGAUCUGGGACCGCCCCUUGCCUGGCCAAAUUUAACUUUCCUUCCCUGAUUGGUGAAGUCUCUGGUGGAGGGCGCUGGCUCCAGGCAUGUGGGCAUCAGUAGUUGCGGCACUCAAGCUCAGGAGUUGAGACUCGCAAGCUCUAGAGUGCAGGCUCAGUGGUUGUGGUGUGCGGGCUUAGCUGCUCCACAGCUUGUAGAAU
Messenger RNA from Capra hircus (goat), 777 nucleotides. RefSeq lists its product as uncharacterized. The coding region runs from base 1 to 612 and encodes 203 amino acids. The transcript has 2 exons. The record is from RefSeq and is a predicted model, not a curated record. NCBI's taxonomy places the organism in Eukaryota, Metazoa, Chordata, Mammalia, Artiodactyla, Bovidae.